AUGAAUAAGCCACGAAGUGAUCACCGGCAGCUUCCAAAUCCAAUGAAUUCCAAAAAAGUAAUGACGUCACAUGAUGAUCAACAUGAUGCAAAUAAAAAAGUUAACAUUCGAAUUAGUGACACAACAGCUAUGAAUAUUCAUAAAGCCGCUGUAACACGUGAUUAUAUUAAGCAACCACGAUUGACAUAUAAAACCGUAGUCGGUGUCAAUGGUCCAUUGGUAAUUUUGGAUAAUGUUAAAUUUCCAAAAUUUGCUGAGAUCGUCAAUUUAACAUUGCCCGAUGGUACUGUACGUAGUGGACAAAUUCUUGAAGUAUCAGGAUCAAAAGCCGUCGUACAAGUAUUCGAAGGAACGGCAGGCAUUGAUGCUAAAUAUACAACAGUAGAAUUCACUGGUGACAUUUUACGUACACCAGUAUCAGAAGAUAUGCUUGGUCGAAUUUUUAAUGGUUCAGGAAAACCGAUUGAUCGUGGCCCAACCGUUUUAGCUGAAGAUUAUUUAGAUAUCAACGGCGAACCAAUUAAUCCAUUUUCACGUGAAUAUCCUGAGGAAAUGAUUCAAACAGGUAUAUCAGCUAUCGAUGUCAUGAAUAGUAUUGCUCGUGGUCAGAAAAUUCCAAUAUUUUCAGCAGCCGGUUUACCACAUAAUGAUAUUGCUGCACAAAUUUGUCGUCAAGCUGGUCUCGUCAAACAUGCAAAGGAUGCAGUUGAUGGUGACGAUAAUUUUGCUAUUGUUUUUGCAGCUAUGGGUGUUAACAUGGAAACUGCUCGUUUUUUCAAACAAGACUUCGAAGAGAACGGUUCUAUGGAAAAUGUUUGUUUGUUUUUAAAUUUAGCCAAUGAUCCAACAAUUGAACGUAUCAUUACGCCACGUAUUGCAUUGACUACAGCAGAAUUUCUUGCUUAUCAAUGCGAUAAGCAUGUGCUUGUUAUUUUAACUGAUAUGAGUUCGUAUGCUGAAGCUCUACGAGAAGUUUCAGCCGCUCGUGAAGAAGUACCUGGUCGUCGGGGUUUUCCUGGUUAUAUGUACACAGAUUUAGCAACCAUCUAUGAACGUGCUGGACGUGUCUCUGGUCGACAUGGCUCAAUAACACAAAUUCCAAUAUUAUCUAUGCCUAACGAUGAUAUUACACAUCCAAUUCCGGACUUAACAGGUUAUAUUACCGAAGGGCAAAUCUAUGUCGACCGUCAAUUACAUAAUCGGCAAAUUUAUCCACCAAUUAACGUCUUACCAUCAUUAUCACGUCUAAUGAAAUCGGCUAUUGGUGAAGGUAUGACAAGAAAAGAUCAUGCUGAUGUUUCGAAUCAAUUGUAUGCUAAUUAUGCUAUUGGAAAAGAUAUAGCAGCUAUGAAAGCUGUCGUUGGCGAAGAAGCCUUAUCAUCCGAAGAUUUACUUUAUUUAGAAUUUUUAGGCAAAUUUGAAAAGAAUUUUCUUACUCAGGGUGCCUACGAAAAUCGUAGUAUUGCAGAUUCAUUAGAUGUAUGUUGGCAAUUACUUCGAACAUUUCCACGUGAAAUGCUCAAACGUAUUCCACAUAAUAUUCUUCAAGAAUUUUAUCCACGUGAUGGAGGAAAGCAUAUACAACAAGCAACAACAACGGCUGAAUAA
Molecule: messenger RNA, 1608 nt
Organism: Rotaria socialis
Lineage: Eukaryota; Metazoa; Rotifera; Eurotatoria; Philodinida; Philodinidae
Source: the annotation of a GenBank genome assembly